GCGGAGGGAGGCGUGGGAUGCUGGGAAGCGUGAGAGCUCCCAAAGCUGCGACCAUGGCUUGUCCCCACGUGGAAUUGUGACGCCACUGUGAUAUAUUGUAAGAGAGCGGUUUUUCCUCCGGGGGAGGAUGAUGGAGAUGUUUUUCCCCAGGUGAAGGGGCCGGGCGAUGCGAACCUUUCUAAAGGGUUCGGAGGGGUGUUUUCAGCUGAAACCACGCACCACGACGAUAGGCAGGCACCCAGGGGCCGACAUCGUUCUGCAGGUUUCCCUGCUCGCCCCUUGAUUGCCAGUCCGCAGGUGUAGCAGAUCAUCACGCAGCCCUUCAAUUCGCCCCCUCGGACAACAGCUUCAUCCUUCAGGACUUCGACUCCCUCCAUGGCACUUUCAUCAACGGCUGCCAAGUCCAAAACGUGGCCGUGAAACUACUGACUAAGGGAGAAGUUGGGGUUUGGAUCAAACCUCGAGCGAACGAAAAGGCACUUUGCUUGGCCGCGGCGUGCGGAGCUGGAGACACGGCGGUGCUCGGCACAGCACAGCCGGGGCAGCGCUGAUGGCUUUGGGGUGCGGGAGAAACCCCAAGCGACUGAAAACUGGGAAAGGACGUGGCCGAACAUAGUGGCAGGCUCCUGUCUCCAUGGAAAAAAAACUCUUUAGGGAUGUUUUUGGAGGUCAUUGAGCUUUUGAGUUACUAUAUAGGAUGCAGGCAGAAAGCCGUGUUGCGCGGUGACGCAGAGGAAGCCCCGUGGGUGUCUCUUCGUUGUGCUGGGCUCUGUGAUCUUCGUAUGGUGGAAGAGCUUUGAAGCCCGGCCCUGCUGACCGCGGAGAGUAAAUCACCUCUGCCUCGCACCCUGGGAAGUGCUUCUGGCGUCUAACCUAGGGAGGUCUCGCUCAUUUUCAGUAGUAUCAGUGCAGUGAAGAGGAGCACCACCCAGAUGUCUUAUCCCCCUGUGAAACAUGUCUCAGCGUGGACCGGGCACCUCCAGGUGGUUGCAGAGCCCAAACCCUUGACUUUGGCGUCUCCUCCUCUCCUCCCCUCGCUGCAGUGGCAGUAUCCCUCUGGCUCCCCAGGCUAGUGGGCUACCAGAGCAGCCAGCCACAUGCCACAUCCACCGCCAUGGAAGUGACCCCUGAGUGCCUGGGCCGGGAACGUGGCCACCGCCAUCCCUCUGGACGCUUUCAGUAGGAGCUCCGUGGCGAGGACAGAGCCGAGCUUUUGGAUUUAAGGUAGUUUGCCCGGGACCAGGCUUUGCUAUGUUGGCCAAGGCAGUGCUUUCUCUUGGUCUGUGGCUGCAGUUGGCGGCGGGACAGGACGCACCUGAGAGCGGUCCCCAGCCGUCUAUCUCCAAUUCAGAGGGAGAUCUCCUCUUCUUACUGGACAGCUCUGGCAGCGUCUCCUACUAUGAGUUUUCCAGAGUCAAGGAAUUCAUGUGGGACCUUGUGCGACCUUUCACUUUUGGCCCCAAAGAUGUCCAGGCCAGCAUCAUCCAUAUCAGCACGACGCCCACCAUGGAGUUCCCCUUUGACCGGUACCUGUCCAGUGGGACUCUGCAACAAGCCAUCCGGGACACUCAGCAGCUCAUGGGCGACACUAACACUGGCAAAGCGCUCUCCUAUGCCAAGGAGAAGCUCUUCAGUGAUGAAGCUGGUGCCCGGCCAGAUGUGCCCAAGGUACUGGUUUGGGUGACAGAUGGUUUCUCCACCGACGACAUCUCCGAGCCCAUGCAGCUCCUGAAGGACAUGGGAGUAACGGUCUUCAUUGUCAGCACUGGACGGGGGAAUUACCUGGAACUCUCUGCUGCUGCCAGCCAGCCUCCUGAGAAGCACCUGCACUUUGUGGAUGUUGAUGACCUACCCAUCAUCACAGAGGAGCUUCGAGAUGCUAUCCGAGGUGUUAUCCAAGCAAAUCGGCUCCAUGCAGUAGAUAUCACCUCAAGCAGCUUCCGCCUGAUGUGGCCUGAACUUCUCUCCCAAGAAACUGGCUACUACACCAUAGAGUAUGCCCCAAGAGGUGAUCUAGCAAGGAAGAGGACAAAGCAAGUGUCCGGGGCUCACACUAGCCUCACGCUAAGCAACCUUGCACCAGAAACUACUUACGAGGUGGCACUCAUUCCUGAAUCCAACGUCCACUACUUCCCUCCCCAGACAACGAGGGUUACUACACUGGCAGAGGAAAUAAGCCCAGCUCAGGUUCUCAUCUCGGAGUCCGGGCCACGCAGCUUCCAUGUUAGUUGGGCUCCUACACUGGAGAGCGUGAUGGGCUAUCAGAUCCUGUACGGACCGCUCCCUGGGAACUCGGUGAAGCUGCUGGAGGUGGACGGCAAGCACAACAGCACUGUGGUGGAGAAUUUGGCACCCAAUACCACCUAUCUAGUGACGGUGACUGCAGUCUACAAAUCGGGGAAGGAGAAGUCCCUGUCGGCUAAAGCGUGCACUCAGGAAGAGGGCUCUAAAGUGAGGCACCUUCGCUUUGAAGACAUGGGCCCCAACACCCUGAAAGCCUCCUGGGACUCCGCCGAUGGCAAAGUCCUUGGUUACAGAGUCAGAUGCCGACGGCAAACUGGCCCUUCGUCUGUCAUCAGCGUUUCGCCGCAGAUCCACAGCGUGCUCCUCACAGACCUGGCUUCGGGCACCACCAACAAAGUGUGCGUGAAGCCCAUGUACAAGAACCAGGCAGGCAAAGGGCUGUGCCGCAUGGUGCACAUGCAGCCAGCUACAGAGGCCCAAGGAUAUAAGCACAGACAGAGAGCAUGACAGACUCUGGAGUGAACUGAUUCCCGGCAGAGCAAGGAAUCUUGCUUAGACAAAGACUUGGACAAAAAGGAGGGAUCAGGGGAGGAAACCAGAAAGCUCACAGAUCAUCUCCCAGCCUGGACUGUCCCUUGCGGUGUCCUGGUUGUCAAGCCGAAAGGCUGUCCUCAGCCAAGUUUCUCCCAAAGCUUAAAGGUUUUUGGCUUGGCUGGAUGGAACAACCAAUCCAACUAAUAGAUCCCAAAUCUGUACCCUCUUUUCCAUACAUAUGCCUGACACAUAACAAACCGAAGGCAAAGAAGUGAUGAAUCCUCACUAUUGCUUGCUUACUGCCUGUUCUCUAUUUAUUAAAUGUUGAUACAGUUUUA
Chroicocephalus ridibundus (black-headed gull) is the source of this 3116-nucleotide messenger RNA. It is a transcript of the gene VWA1, whose product is annotated as von Willebrand factor A domain containing 1. The transcript is spliced from 12 exons. Bases 1252 to 2751 code for a protein of 499 amino acids. The record is from RefSeq and is a predicted model, not a curated record. Lineage: Eukaryota; Metazoa; Chordata; Aves; Charadriiformes; Laridae. Gene Ontology annotation, molecular function: protein binding.